Polychytrium aggregatum is the source of this 1324-nucleotide messenger RNA. Its product is annotated as concanavalin A-like lectin/glucanase domain-containing protein. Gene Ontology annotation, biological process: carbohydrate metabolic process. Gene Ontology annotation, molecular function: hydrolase activity, hydrolyzing O-glycosyl compounds. NCBI's taxonomy places the organism in Eukaryota, Fungi, Chytridiomycota, Chytridiomycetes, Polychytriales. The record is from RefSeq and is a predicted model, not a curated record. Bases 80 to 1270 code for a protein of 396 amino acids. The transcript has 5 exons.
CUCCUGUUUGCCAGAGCGGCCCAGCCCUUUGCCGGCUCCAACCCACCCGCCCUUCCGCACUUUUGCACCCUGCACAUCCAUGAAGUCGCUGUUGCUGGCCGCAGCCCUCUGCGCUGCACCACUCCUUACGCAGGCCCAGCAGGUGUCCCUGCAGUCCCUGUCGGGCCCCGUGCCAACCGGCCUCCCCAGUGUCGUUGGCAACUGCGUCAGCAUGCGCCAUAACUUCACCGACAGAACGAGAAUCGCUGCUCCGGCCACCACCAACCCGCAGCGCCGAGGCGCUCCUCCGUUGAUCGACUACACCAUCUACGACUGGACCAUCGAUUACUCGAAGAGUCUGGCCACGUUCGGUGCCAAUGGCGGUGUUAUGCUCUCGGCCCUGCCUCCAGACACCCUCAACCCUUAUGGAUCGAGCACGGUCAUGUCAACUACCCGCUACAUGCCCUAUGGCCGCAUCGAGGCCCGCAUCCAAAGUGUCAGCCAGGUCGGCUUCGUGACCUCCUUCAUCACCAUGGCCGAUAUUGGUGACGAAAUCGAUUGGGAGAUGGUCAACGGCCAAGCCCAGACCAACGUUUUCUACCACAUCAACGAGAACGACCCUCCGUGGAACCUGACCAAGCUCGAUCCCGAGAAAGGCGAUCACUACUCUGCUCAGGACAUUGGCAGCCUUUCGGACUGGCACAUUUAUGUGAUCGACUGGAAGCAUGAUGUCAUCAACUACUACGUUGAUGGUCUCCUGCGCAAGUCGUUCAGCAAGGCCGUCGAUGGUGCCAAUUCGCCGCAGGUCAAGAGUGGAUUGAUUCCGUACUGGUAUCCGGUCGAGCCCGGACUGGUGCAGAUUUCGCUCUGGGAUGCUGGCGACACGCCCGCUCUGCAGAGCUGGGCUGGAGGCGCAACCGACUGGUCAGGCACGAACCCGACGACGGGCCGAUCGGCGAUUGUCGAAUAUGUUGAUAUCCAGUGCUACGAUGAUAAAGACAACCCGGUGCCCCGAUGGCCCGCCAACACACUUGACAAUCGCGCCGGCUACGGCGUGGUCGACCCUCCCAUGAACCCCGAUGGCACCGUCAACGGCCAGAGCAACCCCUUUGUCGACCACCCCAGCACCAACACAUCCAACCUCCCCUCCGGCAGCGGCGGCACCAACGCGACCUUCUCCAACCCUGCCAACCUCAACCGCCCGGCCUACUCUGGCGCCAUCCGUCUGGGAUCCUCCGUGGUGCUCUACUCUGCCCUUGUUUUGGCGUCGCUGCAUUUUUUGAACAUCUAGAUUGCAUUUUCACCGUUCAGCGUGGAGGAGGGCAAUGCUCGAUUGGCCAGCAGC